Messenger RNA from Megalops cyprinoides (Indo-Pacific tarpon), 3110 nucleotides. Its product is annotated as leucine-rich repeat-containing protein 4-like. Gene Ontology annotation, molecular function: protein binding. The record is from RefSeq and is a predicted model, not a curated record. Gene Ontology annotation, biological process: modulation of chemical synaptic transmission; excitatory synapse assembly; postsynaptic density protein 95 clustering. Gene Ontology annotation, cellular component: postsynaptic density membrane; glutamatergic synapse; plasma membrane. Bases 1048 to 2985 code for a protein of 645 amino acids. The transcript has a single exon. Lineage: Eukaryota; Metazoa; Chordata; Actinopteri; Elopiformes; Megalopidae.
UAUUGCUAACUGUGCAGGCGGCAGGCUGCAGCUGCCGAAAGGAAAGGGGAGAGAAACGCUGGUUUGAAGAGAGGAACGAAAUGACUGCAAUGUGCAUCUCUUAGCCCUUCCCGACCGCUCCAGCCCAGGCUGAUCAGGGGGACGAGCGCCGGGGGGGCCAUCUGACAGUACCGCGCAAAAAAAAAAAUAAAGGGGGGGCUUUUUUUUCCCCCGAGAGGAGGGAAAGGGAACCGCAAACGGACUGGAAUCUGGAAUCUGUCCCCCCCCCACUACCACUACCACCACCACCACCACCACCACCGACCCCCCACCCCCCCCUUUCCAGUUUUCUCUCUCCGCCUCGUGUCGGGAGUGCGGCGAUGGAGCCUUGCGGGAGGUAUUCGGUGGCGUCCGGCGCCGGCUUCCAAGGACAGUCACCGGAGGAGCCGGAGGCGCUGGUCUUCGACGCAGACUGGAUACACGCUCCUGCUUAGAGCUCGCCUGGGCCUUACCUCUUUGCAAAAAAUAAAAAAAUAAAAAAAAAAGAAAGCCACCGCGACUUUUUUUUUAAUGCUGCUCUUUCUGGAUUUACCAGGAGCCAUUUUGCAAGACCGGCUCUCGGCUCACUUUGCUUCUCCGAGUGUUGGGAGAUAAAAAUUUUAAAAAAGGAAAAAUAUAUACGGGGGGAAAAAAAAAAAAAAAAAAGAACAGGCGACACAGUUUCCGUGGAGAUAUGAAUUAAACAUUAGAGCCGUUAUUGGGGAGAUAAAGAGGAAAAAACGGUUAAAAAGAAAAUAUUUUCAAAAAAAAAAAAAAGGGACUUCACAAAACUCGAGAGGUAGGUGUUCGGUGUUUCCACCCCUCUUUUCAUCGAUUCAGUCCUGUUCCCUCACCCCCCUCCCUUCUUUUUUUCUCUCUCUCUCUCUCAUACACUGUCUCCGAACAGCACCGUCCUGUUCCGCCGAUGGAAGAGAGAACCAGAGUCUUGCUUAAACCAGGGUAGGGCCAGCUCUCCGUCCCCCUUGCCGAAAUCCCCCAGACGAUGUUGAAUUAUGAACGUGCCACAUCAUGAGUCUCUUGUGGCAGGUAACUGUGCAUCGUACCUGGAAUGCCGCUCUGCUUUUUGUAGUCUACCUCAUGGUGCGAGCGUGGAGUCCGUGCGCCGCCUCCGCGGGGCCCCAGAGCUGCCCUGUGGUCUGCUCCUGCAGUAACCAGUUCAGCAAGGUGGUGUGCACCCGCCGCGGCCUGACGCGGGUGCCCCCGGGGAUCCCCUCCAACACCCGGUACCUCAACCUGAUGGAGAACGGCAUCGAGCUGAUCCAGGCCGACACCUUCCGCCACCUGCACCACCUGGAGCGGCUGCAGCUCGGGAGGAACUCCAUCCGGCAGAUCGAGGUGGGCGCCUUCAACGGCCUGACCAGCCUGAACACGCUGGAGCUGUUCGACAACCGGCUGACGGUCAUCCCGAGCGGGGCGUUCGAGUACCUGUCCAAGCUGCGGGAGCUGUGGCUCAGGAAUAACCCCAUCGAGAGCAUCCCGUCCUACGCCUUCAACAGGGUGCCCUCCCUGAUGCGGCUGGACCUGGGCGAGCUGAGGAAGCUGGAGUACAUCUCGGACGGCGCUUUCGAGGGAUUAUAUAACUUGAAGUACCUUAACCUUGGAAUGUGUAACAUUAGAGAGAUGCCGGUCCUCACCCCGCUGGUGGGCCUGGAGGAGCUGGAGAUUUCCGAGAACCACUUCCCAGAGAUUAAGCCCGGGUCCUUCAGGGGCCUCAGGUCGCUGAAAAAGCUCUGGAUUAUGAACUCGCAGAUCAGCCUGAUCGAGCGCAACGCGUUCGAUGACGUCACGGCGCUGGUGGAGCUGAACCUGGCCCACAACAACCUGAGCUCGCUGCCCCACGACCUCUUCGCCCCCUUGAGGUACCUGGUGGAACUGCACCUGCACCACAACCCGUGGAACUGCGACUGCGACGUGGUGUGGCUGUCCUGGUGGCUCCGCGAGUACAUCCCCACCAACUCCACCUGCUGCGGCCGCUGCCACUCGCCGCCGCAGAUGCGCGGCCGCUACCUGGUGGAGGUGGACCAGAGCACCUUCCAGUGCUCGGCCCCCUUCAUCGCCGACGCGCCGCGGGACCUCAACAUCUCGGCCGAGCGGGUGGCCGAGCUCAAGUGCCGCACGGCGCCCAUGUCGUCCGUCCGGUGGCUCCUGCCCAACGGCACCAUCCUGACGCACGGCUCCAACCACCCGCGGAUAUCGGUGCUCAACGACGGCACGCUCAACUUCUCCAACGUGCUGCCCGGCGACACCGGCGUCUACACGUGCAUGGUGACCAACGUGGCGGGCAACUCCAACGCCUCGGCCUAUCUCAACGUCAGCAACGCCGAGCUCAACACGUCCAACCUGAGCUACUUCACCACCGUCACCGUGGAGAUCAUGGAGCCCACGUCCGAGGAGACGCCCAAGCCCAAGACGGUGACCGCGUCGCCGUCCGUGUUCCAGCCCGUCUUCAUAUCCACGCCCACCGUUCUCCUCCAGAACACCAAGACGCCGGGCCAGGUGUCGGUCCCCACCGCCAAGGGCACGGAGAAGCCCGCCGCCAGCCUGGACGAGGUGAUGAAGACCACCAAGAUCAUCAUCGGCUGCUUCGUGGCCGUCACGCUGCUGGCCGCCGUCAUGCUCAUCGUCUUCUACAAACUGCGCAAGCGGCACCAGCAGCGGAGCACCGUGGCCGCCACGAGGACUAUAGAGAUCAUACAGGUGGGCGAGGACGUACCGCCCCCGGCCUCGGCCACGAGCAUACCGGGGGAGGGCGCCGUGGUGCUGCCCGCCCUCCGCGACCACUCCGGAACCUACAAGCCGGGCUACAACACCUACAAGCCGGCGCACGCCGCGCACUGGACAGAGAACAACGUCGGCAACUCGCUGCACCGUCCCCGGCCCGGCAUGCCCGAGCCCUACGUUAUAAAAACUCACACCAAGGAGAAGGUACAGGAGACGCAGAUCUAGCAUUCCCGUAUUCCUUUCUAUUUCUGUCCUCAUGAAAGAGAAAAAAAAGAAAACGAGAAAAAAAAACAUGCAAUAGAAUGCACAAACCGACAAAAAAGACAGCAACUUCUUUUGUACAGAGUGCA